Messenger RNA from Myzus persicae (green peach aphid), 6502 nucleotides. It is a transcript of the gene sif, whose product is annotated as protein still life, isoforms C/SIF type 2. Bases 710 to 5140 code for a protein of 1476 amino acids. Gene Ontology annotation, molecular function: protein binding; guanyl-nucleotide exchange factor activity. Lineage: Eukaryota; Metazoa; Arthropoda; Insecta; Hemiptera; Aphididae. Gene Ontology annotation, biological process: small GTPase-mediated signal transduction; activation of GTPase activity; positive regulation of axonogenesis. The transcript has 21 exons. Gene Ontology annotation, cellular component: synapse; membrane. The record is from RefSeq and is a predicted model, not a curated record.
CGCCCUCGUGAUACACCCUCGUCCGCUAGUCCGCUAAUGGAAGCUGAACGAUCGCGUCGCGCUCCCGCAGUGUACUCCGCUCGGUACGGUCGCAACGUCACAGUCGCACACCGUCGCUCGUCGAACGGCACACCGGCAACAACGCCGCAACACUGCAACGGAACGGUAACAAUAAUAAUACAAUUACGUUAUAAUUAUUAUUGUUCGUCCGCCGCCGCCGCUGCCGCCGUCGUCAUGGCGGUCGUCGUGAAUCGCGAGCUCCCGUCUUCCGCGUCGUCGACAUAUUAUUUUUACACCGGAUAAUACAAAUCGUACACUUUACGUUCACGUUGUCGCGGGCCCGCGAUCGCGAUGCGUCUCGUCGUCGGACGUGUUGUAUGACGGCAAUAUUGUAGCGGUGGUCGUCGUUCCUGUAGCUACCUCCGCCGUCCCGAUCGACCGGGCCAGUGCCGCCGCCGUUGCCGCCACGAGGUACGGCAAUACUACGAUAUUAUAGUACGACGACGGACCGCGAUACCAACCGCAGAGAGUCGUGGCUGCGAAGAUGGACGAUCAGGAGCCGUCGCUGUGGUGUUAUUGUUUGCGGUGCGCCCGGCGACGGCGGUCGGCGCGUGCCAAAUGCCGAACGACGGCGGUGCUGUCGAGCGGUGUGCACCACAACUGCCGCAAUGCGGCGGUCGCCGAAUAACGGCAAUCGUCCUGUCCGCCGAUGAAAAUGGUCGAGACGAACCGGCCGAAACCGCCGUUGGACGUCGCCACCGCGGCGGCUGACGUGAACUCCUCGCCGCAGCAGCAACGCGAACACCAGCAGCAACGUGAACACCAGCAUCAACGUGAAUACCAACAGCUACGUGAACACCAGCAGCAACGUGAAUACCAACAGCUACGUGAACACCAGCAGCAACGUGAACACCUGCAGCACCAUUGGCAGCAGCCGCCGCAGCGUCGUCCACAUCAGUCCCGAAACACCAAGACGGUACACUUCGAAACAGACGUGCUGCGAGGCGUCACGGCGGCCGACUCCGCGAUGGCCACGGCCACUUCGAACUGCAGCACGGCCAGCGUCACUAGUCUGCCCGACCAGUUCGACAGAAACGUACAACAGUUGUUUACGUUUAUCGGCACAGCUCUGAGCGGAGGUCACGACCGUUAUUGUAGCGACGACGACGACGACAACGACGACUGUAGUGAUGACGACGACGACUGCAGUGACGAUGACAGCGACGGCGUUAGUGACGGAUUUUGCGGUGGCUGCGGUGGCGGCAACGACGGUGACGACGACGACGAGGACGACGACGACGACCGGAGGUCGGUCAGCGACAGCGAGACGGUCAGGAGACGAUCAGCGUACCGGCGGCGACCGGCGUCGGCAGUGGCGCCGUACGCCGCGUCGUCGUUCUCGCGUGGCGAGCGUACUAUCAGUUUCGAACGUGACGUGGACAGAGGCAACACGCCGUUUAGGCACAGGCACUGCAAAACGACGGCUGGCACGUGCAACAGAGUUUUCCUCAAAAAGAUAUCGGACGACGAUCGUAUGUCAUUGACAACUGCUAUCAGUGACGAAGACGACGCAGAGAGCACUCAAAAUUCACCAUACCGGGGUAAACAAACAGGGACUGCAGCAGCCUCGUUUAAUUGCACAGGAGCUGUCAGAAAAGCAGGGUUUUUGAGCGUAAAAAAAUGGCUAUUACGAAAAAAGCAUCAAAUUGAACUUGCCAGAAAAAGAGGCUGGAAAGGAUAUUGGGUGUGCCUUAAAGGUACUACAUUACUCUUUUACCCAUGUGAUUCAAGAGAAGGCCGUAGUGUAGAGGCAGCACCAAAACACCUUAUAAUUGUGGAUGGAGCGAUCAUGCAACCUAUCCCAGAACACCCAAAGAGAGACUAUAUUUUCUGUUUAAGUACAGCUUUUGGGGACGCCUAUUUAUUUCAGGCGCCUUGUCAAGUAGAAUUGGAAAAUUGGGUGAACAGCAUACAUUCUGCAUGUGGGGCCGCAUUUGCUAGGCAUAGGGGAAAAAUAGGAACACUUCAUCUAUUACAAGAAGAAAUUUACAGAAUCGAAAAACAAGUGGAUGCGGAUCAAAAACUUAAACACAUGGCUGAAGUACAAGUAGAAAUGCUAACCGAUCCAGAUACUAAAGAACAAAUUAAAAAGCAAAUUUUAGCAUGGGAAGAAAAUUUAGAAAGACUACAUUGUGAACAGUUUCGGCUCAAAUGUUACAUGGCUAGUUUGCAAAAUGGUGAACUUCCAAAUCCCAAGAUUCUUUUAACGCGUGUAUCCAGAGCCACAAAAAUCACAUUAAACAAAUUAGGUGUGUUUACUGUAUCUUCGCUACACGCAUUUAUAUGCGCUCGUUCUCCGUCAUUGCUCAACAAUCUUUUGGCUGGACGCGGUGCAACUAAAAGAAAAGCUCCAAUCUUAUCUCGUUCAAAUAGUAGUUCAGGUAGAAGAUCACUGCAAUCAUCAACAUCCAGAGAUGACGCAGAAAAGACUGUGAAAGUAUCCUUGCCUGAUAAUCAAUCGGUACAAAUACAUUUGCGAGAGGGCAUGACAGUCGAUGAGUAUUUGGCAUUAUCUUGUUCGAGAAAAGGACUUAAUCCCAUAGAGCACUUUGUCAGGGUAAAAAAGAGAAGGGAUAUGGAAGAUCAUAAUUAUUUUGUUCCUCAUCGAACUGAUAGUAUCGAAACUUAUUUACAUACUCACGAAGUUGUCGAAGUUCGUGCUAAAAUCCUUUAUCAAGUAGAACUUGAAAGAAAUACAUUAGAUCAUAUGUGGGGAUUUUCCGUAGAAGCAGAACUAAUUGAAAAUGCUGAAAGACAAGACGAACUUUGUUGUUAUGUUAGUCGAGUUGAAGACAAAGGAAUUGCUAUUCAAAAUGGUUUGAUAAAAAGCGAUGAGAUUAUGGUGAUAAAUAGUGCAAUAGUCAGUGAUUUAGAUAUGAUGUACUUGGAAUCGGCCCUUCAAGAAGAACUUUCUUUGAGUAUGAUGAUGAGAUCAUCCAGAACCGAACCUCCUCAAUUACCUUCAGGCUCAAGAAUUAUAUCAAAGACUACUGACGAUAUAAUUCAAUCGUUAGUUUGUCCUCCACCCCCUACUGAUCCACCAGUGAUCUCAGAAGAAAUGAUAUCUGGACUGAUCGUUCCUGCUCCAGGGUGGAAUAGGGAAGGUAUUUAUGAAUUGGAAACUAACAACAUGAUUCAAGAUUCAAAACUUGCUUCUAGAGGAAAUUCUUUUGAAAUCGAAAAUUUAAUCAAGAGUGCUGGUGAAGUUACUGGAUUCUGUAGAUCACCGGAGCCAGCAAGAAGAACUAGCCCAACAGUAAUUUCUGCUGUUCAGAAUCCUCAAAUAACUAUUGGUCGUCAGUUGACAGACGCUGAAAAACUUAGAAAAGUUAUUUCUGAACUUGUAGAUACCGAAAAAUCAUAUAUUAAGCACUUAAAUAAUCUACUGGAGAAUUAUUUAGAACCACUUAAACACGAAACAUUUUUAUCUGGGGCAGAAAUAGCAGUUUUGUUCGGUAAUAUCCAAGAAAUUGUUCAGUUUCAACAUCAGUUCUUACAAAAUUUAGAAGAAGCCGUUCACCAAGAAGCUAAUUUCCAUAAAUUUGAUCAGCCAGAUCAAUUUAAAAAUAUACUUUUCUCAAUCGGAAGCGCCUUCUUAUAUUAUGUCAAUCAUUUCAAGUUGUACAGCUCGUUCUGUGCAAGUCACUCAAAAGCUCAAAAAAUACUUAAUCCUACUGAAGGCAAUCAAGCUUUACAAGAAUUCCUAUGCUCCAGAAAUCCUCGGCAACAACAUUCUUGUUCUUUAGAAUCUUAUUUAAUUAAACCUAUUCAAAGGAUAUUAAAAUAUCCACUUUUACUACAACAACUAAGGAAUCUUACUGAUCCUCAUUCAGAUCAACACCUCCACCUCGUUGAAGCACUUAAAGGAAUGGAAAAUGUCGCCGAACAUAUUAAUGAAAUGCAAAGGAUACACGAAGAAUAUGGAGCAAUCUUUGAUCAUUUAUUCAGACAACAUCAAAAAUCUUGUAAACAAUCUAUUGACUUGUCUCCGGGUGAUUUAUUGUACUAUGGAGGAGUUGAAUGGUUGAAUAUAUCUGAUUUCCUUGGGAAAAUAAAGAAAGGCUUAGAACUACAUGCCAUGUGCUUUGUAUUCAAAUCAGCAGUGGUGUUUUUAUGCAAAGAACGUUUAAGACAAAAAAAGAAAUUGAUGAGUGUAUCAGGCAAAAGUGAAAUGGAAAUAAUUAGAUAUCAAGUUUUGAUACCAGUUACUGAAGUACAAGUUAGAGCAAGUUCUGCUAAAGAUAUGGAAACACAUUUCUUAUGGGAGCUGAUCCAUUUACGUAGUCAAUCCCACAGAAGAGCAGAAAAGAUUUAUGUCCUUUCCAAUAGUACUGCCGAAUUCAGAAAUGCAUUCUUAAAAACUAUACGCCAGAUAAUUCGUGAAAGCGUACGAAACAUGAGCAUCCCUACUGCCAAACCUUCUACUAAUUCCCCUGCUCAACUAGUAAGCAAUACCGCAACAUUAGGGAGACAAACAAUUAAUACUGGAGGUUUACAAUUGAUAUCAGAGGAUCAUAAAACGCCUGAUAUUUCAAACUUACCCCAAGGAUCACAAACGCUUGGAAAACCUAAAAAAAUACCUCCAAAACCACCCCAAAGACAUUCUUCAGGGAAUACUAUGACCAAAGUGGAGUUAAGGAAUCAAGGGACAUCGUCAACUGAUUCUACAACGGAUACAGCAGGGACUCAAACUAUUUUGCCAAAUUAUAGAUCAAGAAACAGAGAACGAAAAGUUGACGAACAAAAAUCCGAAGGUGAAGAUGAUAGCUGUAGUCAACCUGGACCAUCUAAAGGACUUCCAAUGCACGGUAGUCUGGGAAAAACACCCAACUACUUAAUGCUUAGUACCACGUCUACGUUAUCAGCAAGUAGUACCGGCAGUCAAGCAGCCAGACUGGUGGAAAGAUCACAACAACCAGAAAAUUAUCAACCACCUCAGGUGCAGGACCUCGGUUCUCCAGUGUGGAAGCCCAGAGAAUUGGGAGAAUCGUCAACAUUGCCACGAAAAAAAAAAACGAAUCAGGAGCAGUUUGAAACAAGGACAAUGGUGAGAAAAGGAGAGAAAAAGGAUAAAAAAUGAAUAAAAACGCGGGACAAUCACUCAUAAAAAAAAUGUUCAUGCAUAAAAAUACCCAAUUAAUGAGGAAUGUGAUAGCUAUCACUGACUCCUAGGGAUCUUUUUUAAAAAUCUAAUUGGGGAUUUCUAUGAUGUCCUUGUUACCAAUGGUAUGGAAAGGAUCUGCCGGCCGAGGGUCGAAGAAAUUAUGUUUAUGAUCAAGUUAGAUUAUUUCUUAAAUUCUCAUUACCUUAUUGGUAUGUUCCUACUUUAUUUAUUACAUAAAAUUAGAAUUUAUUACAGUCUUUUGUUUCGUGUAAAUAAUAAUUAAAACGAAACUGAAACAUUUUGUCACAAUUAAAAACUAAAAUAUACCGGAUUUGGGCUGUUUAUUAUUAUCGGUAAUUAAAAUACAAACGGCGAUACAACGACCAUGGUAAAUUAUUCUUUUAACCACCUUUACUAAUAUUGUUAUUAAACACCAUACAUUUGGGAUACGCAUUACGAAAUUUAUCCACGUUACGUUGACUUAUAUAUAUUAAAUAUUUAAAUAUAUAUGAUAUAUAGACCAUGUCUGUUUUAAUGAUUAUGCACCAACUUAAGGUUAUAUUACAAAUCGUACAUAUUAAAAGCUCAAAGCUCAAUUUCAUUUAAAUUAUUUUCUUCUUUCAAAUUUCAAUAGAUUUUAUUAUGAAUUGUUAACAUUUCUCCAUUUGAUCUCAUUAGUGAUAUUUGAACUUAAAAAAAUUUAGACCUCCUAACUGCAGAAUACAUAACCACGAAUCAUUUACUUUGUUCGAGCACAUAGGAUAAGUAAAUAAUGAUUAUUUUUAUGCUUAAUAUGUACAUUGGACAUUUUGAGAAUAAAUAAUAUUAUAUUAUGGUCAACGCGUGAACGACAAUAAAUUGUUAUUGUGCAACGACGACGAAAUAAAACCUAAUUAAUUGUAUUCAUUAGAUGUAUUAAAGUGGUGUAGGAAAACGGUUUCAUUUAUUUGAAGGUUGAAUUUGCAAGUUUAGAUUCAUAAGAAUAAUGGUCCCAAAAAAUCUAGCCUCGUAUUUUUGUUCGUGUUCGGAAUUCCCUAAUGAAAUCAUUGAAACUAUUGUUGAAAAUAAUGUUUAACAUUAACGAUAAACAACCUAUUGUAGUAUCAAUUAAAUAGUCCUAGCUCUUUUGGAAAAAUUAAAAUUGACAACCGUAAACUAUGUCAUCUUGUGUGCCACACAAGUACCCAACAUAAAUCGUAAAAAUAUGUUUUUUUAAAAAAAACAAUUAUAUACAUACUUUCUAAGUACUAUUAGGUUAUCUUAUAAUCAUUAUUAAAAUACGGAAAAAUGUCGUGCUCAUGUAGGUACCUUAGAAAUUUUAGAAUAAGUUUUUAAAUU